Bicyclus anynana (squinting bush brown) is the source of this 9591-nucleotide messenger RNA. RefSeq names its product probable beta-hexosaminidase fdl (gene FDL). Gene Ontology annotation, molecular function: beta-N-acetylhexosaminidase activity. Gene Ontology annotation, biological process: glycosaminoglycan metabolic process; carbohydrate metabolic process; ganglioside catabolic process. Lineage: Eukaryota; Metazoa; Arthropoda; Insecta; Lepidoptera; Nymphalidae. The transcript has 5 exons. The coding region runs from base 811 to 2715 and encodes 634 amino acids. The record is from RefSeq and is a predicted model, not a curated record. Gene Ontology annotation, cellular component: membrane.
GGUUACAUGCAUUGUGGCAGUGUAGUCGUCGUAACCGCUACUUGAUUUUUAUGAUAAGGCUUAUCAUUUUGAAUUUUGUAAAAAGAAUACCUAUUUCUUUCCUAAAUAAUCUAUCUGUGCUCAACUGUCAGAUUUGAGAUUUGACAUUUGAGAUUUGUUAUCUCUGUCUGUGGCAGCAGCAGGCAGCUUUCGCUUUGGCAUUAGCUUUUAUUAAAACUUCUCUUCUCGUCAAAAAUUAUAAUUUUAAUAAUUCCGCUAUGUUCUGUUUAUAUCGACGUGUGUGAAUAAAAAGUGAAACGAUAAACUGAAAUUAAUUUAACUUCCUUUUGUUUCUGGAUGAGGUUACAAGAUUGUCAAAAUUGUCAGUACGAUGUUUUGAUUCCAUUUCCAAAUUUAAAAAUAAAUCAAUGUGAUAAAUAUUUUCAUUUUACGACACAAAUAAUUAAAAUCUUGAUAAAUACGGACUGUAGUACGGGACAAUUGGAAUAAUUGAUAAAAAACGGUGUGCGUUUAAUUUAUAAUAUUGUGUUACAAUCUGAAUUCGUAAUACAGUAGUUUUUAGUGUUGUGUGAUUAAUAACAAAGAUAAAAGUGAACUCGAUACGAAAGUCUGGUUUUAAAAUAGCUGUGAAAAGUUCAUAUAUAUUUGCUGCAUCGAUACGUAUGGACAGGAAGGAACAAACACAUAAAGAUAAAUCAAUGUAAAUGACGGAGUAAUGUGACAUAUAUGAUAUAAUGUAUCCGUGAGAUUCGCAAAAGCAACCAAGCCCCAACGUGACUAGUAGUAAUGUUGGCGUGCGACCGUUAGAGGAUGAAGUCGUGGGGCGAAGCGCUGGGGCGCAGCGCCGGGGCGCAGUUCUCGCGCGUGGGGCGGCUGCGGCGCGCGCUGCUGCUGCUGGCUGCCGCCGCCUGCACCGCCGCAGCGCUGCUGUACUGGCGCCAGCAGGCCGACUCCGCGCACCGCCCGCUGCACUCGCUCUACGCGAAUGUUGCGCCACAAUGGUCAUGGAUCUGCAGAAACGACCGCUGCGAGCGGUUCCUCGCGACGGAGACGCCGGUGCUCCAGUCGCUGCCGACUUGCAACAUGCUGUGCGCCUCCACCCAGCUGUGGCCGCAGCCCACCGGCCCCGUCAGCCUGGCCACCGCCGCCGCGCACGUCAGCGCCCACGGCUUCUCGUUGCAAGUGGUGGCAUCCCCUUCGCGAGAAAUCAAGGACCAUCUCGCGGACGCCUUCAAUUUGAUGGUCGAAGACUUGAAGGCCCUCGAAAGAAAUGCAGGCUUGGACGGCCGACGGUCGAGUUCGGGAACCCCUCGCGACGUCGUCGUGCGAGUCAACGUCAACGGCACGGCAGAUCCGCGGAUGCGACAGGACACCGACGAAACUUACAAACUGACGCUCCGCCCUGUCGCCCACACGCUGGUGGUCGACCUCGCCGCACGAUCGUUCGUCGGCGCGCGGCACGGCUUCGAGACUCUGUCGCAACUCGUCUGGCUCGACCCUUACGCUGCGUCGCUUCUGAUCCUCGAAGCGGCGACCGUGGAGGACGGACCGCGGUUCAGAUAUCGGGGACUAUUGUUGGACACCGCACGAAACUUCUUUCCCGUGAGUGACAUACUGCGGACGAUCGACGCGAUGGGAGCGUGUAAGCUGAACACGUUUCAUUGGCACGUCAGUGAUUCACAAUCGUUUCCCUUGCGACUGAACAGUGCGCCGCAGUUGGCGCAGCACGGCGCGUACGGGCCCGGCGCCGUUUACACCACCGAUGACGUCAGGACUGUAGUGCGGAGGGCCAGGUUACGGGGAAUCCGGGUCCUCAUCGAAGUAGAUGCGCCCGCACACGUCGGCAGGGCGUGGACCUGGGGACCGGUCGCCGGUCUGGGUCAUCUGGCGCACUGCGUGGAGGUGGAGCCCUGGAGUACAUACUGCGGCGAGCCUCCGUGUGGUCAGCUCAACCCGCGAAACCCUAACGUGUACGCUAUUCUCGAACGCGUGUACGCGGAGAUCAUUCAGCUGACGGGAGUCGAUGACAUAUUUCACCUGGGCGGCGACGAGGUGUCGGAACGCUGUUGGGCGCAACAUUUCAACGAUACGGACCCCAUGGAGCUGUGGUUCGACUUCACGAAGCGCGCGAUGCGAGCGCUGGAACGCGCCAACGGCGGGAAGCUUCCAGAGUUGACGCUGCUUUGGUCGUCUCGCCUCACGCACACGCCGUACCUCGAGCGUCUCGACAAGAAACACUUCGGAGUGCAGAUAUGGGGUUCCUCGCGGUGGCCGGAAUCCCGUGCGGUGUUAGACGCUGGAUAUCGUUCAAUUCUGUCGCAUGUAGAUGCGUGGUAUUUGGACUGCGGUUUCGGUUCGUGGCGCGACAGCUCGGACGGCCACUGCGGGCCGUACCGCUCGUGGCAGCAGAUCUACGAACAUCGGCCUUGGAUAGAGGAGAUGCCGGGGCUGACGGCGGGCGUGGAGCCGUGGCGGAUAGACGGGGGGGCGGCGUGUCAGUGGACGGAGCAGCUGGGGUCAGGUGGACUGGACGCACGUGUAUGGCCGCGAACCGCCGCGCUGGCAGAGCGGCUGUGGUCCGACCGCUCGGAGGGAGCCACGGCGGACGUUUACUUGCGACUGGACACGCAGCGGACGCGGUUGUUGGCCAAAGGAAUCCACGCAGCGCCGCUGUGGCCGCGCUGGUGCUCACACAACCCGCACGCCUGCCUCUAGCUUUAAAUUACUCAUCCUCGACGAGGAGGGAAUUUUAUACAAUGGCUUCGAACGCCGCGCUGGCGUCUGCCGCUCGCACAAAUUUGUGAAAUCUAAAUGCUUAGAUAGCUCGACAAAUUGUUUUUGUUACUGACCGUUGUGGGACAUGACUCAUUCUUGGGUCCCGAUACUCGAUGGCAUCCGGGCGCUACUGCAAAGUAUAACAUCAGAUCUGUUCGUUUUUAAGAUGUGUAUGUGUGACGUCACACAGACCCCGGCAAAAUAGUUGAACCAAAAUGAAAUGCCUGCGCAAAUACAAUUAUUACAAAAAAAUUAGACGCGUCCACCGUAGUUUCUCGGUAAAUUAAAUGAGUAAUUGAAAGUACGCGAUUUGAGUUUAGCGAGAAAAUUGCAGAGAUCACAUGUGGUUCUUAUUUUAUUUUAAUUUGUUUGUUGCAUUUGAGAGUUUAUUGCUUAAAGUAGGGCAAAUUAUUUGAUAAAAAUUAUCACUCGAGGACUGGUUAUAUGGAAAAAAUUUUACGAAUUUUUUUUUUAAUUUUUUAUAGGUUAAUGUUGAUUAUUAGUCUAUUAUGAUAUUAAUUUACGUAAUUGUAGUUAUUGUUAAAUCUUGUAAUACAAAUUAGGAAAAAAAAUGUAUUUGCGGAUGUCAAGGUACGUGCUCAGACCAAUUAUUGUAUAGGACCUGCCUCACUAGACGUUACUUUUCUGUGAAAGUAUAUGAUCAACGAUCUAAUGCGGUUAUAAAAACUGUCUCUAUACUAUCGAUGUUAAAUAGUUGUAAUCGUAUUCGUCGGUUAAAGCGCUCCGUAAAAAUACCUUUUUGUGUAAUUGAAUUGUGUAAAAAACCUUUGACUAUAGUAAUGACUCUGAUGCCAAACGGAAUCGGGGCCCAGUUUUAGUGUUAUUUUAGUUGUGUGUACAUAGUAAUAAAUUGUUAUAGAUGUAGGCAACAAUGACAUUAGAUACAUAUUUGUACAGUGCUUCGUAGCAACAUUUAGAUAAUUAAUUUAAUAAAUCUGUAAUAUUUCUUAAUUUACACCUAAGUGAAAAAUGUACUUGUAAUAUUAUAACGAAAAUACUAAAUUACAUAAUAUGAUAUUAUUAAUAGGUACGUACAAUUUGACUGCCAUUCUAAUCACAAUUUAAAUUUCAUUUCGUUUAUUAAUAUUGCACAAUGUGACAUUACGUAUUAUAAUAAUGCUAUGCUAUAAUUCAAUAAAUACAUAAAAUAUAUACAUUAUUUGUUAUGAGUAAAACUAGACUAAUUGGUUCUAAAUUAUUCUGUUAUUACCAUUGACCUCUUAUAAUAAAAGGACGCACAAUCAUGUAGAAAAUUUCACUUAAAAACUGGUCAAUUUUGCUUUGACAGUUUUAUUAUUGGUAAAGAAAAUUAUACCUAAAAACCUUUGAAUGUAAUCCAAUAUUCAAUUUAAUCCCAAAUUUAGAGCAAAUUCAACCUUAAGGAAUGAGUUUAAGGUUGAAUUUGCAUAUGAGACUACCUGAAUUGAGUGCCAAGGAGUUGUGUUUGGCACUCAUUGAGUAGGAACGUUUUUUUGUCGCUAAUGUGCAUCCACUUUAAUAGGAGAUCGAUGGUUAUUACCAAUAAUAUGUCUAAGCACAAUCACUAGGUAACAGUUAUAACUAGGGUUGCCAACAAAUACAUAUUUUUUCAUUCAUUUUGUGUCUGAGUACUAUAUUACACUGUUGAAGAAAUAUAUAGUAGUUAGUAGCGUAUCCGAGUAUGUAUAAUGUAUAUCUUAUCGUGUUCCAAACUUUAAAAAAAUGUACUUUUGCUUUCAUUAAUUUUAAAAUUAUAAACGUGAAAAUCCAUGUGACACUCUUAUUUUAGUAAAAAAUAAUCUUGAAAAGUGCAAGAAUAGUUUUAAUAUACUCGUAAAAAUAAAUAGGCAACAAAUAUAAAUAAAUUAUCAUUGUAUUUUAAUUAUCCAAAAAUAUACUAAGUAUAUUUUCUUUAAGUGUACUACAUUUUUACACUGUUUUUUGAUACUAUAUUUUUUUACAGCUUCGAUUUAAAAAUACAAUGUUCGCAACCCUAGUUAUAACCAUUUGUGGUUGGUUAUACUGUAACUUUAAUUGACCUUUCCAAAUUUGUCUAUUAAAAAAGUACUGUAUUACUUUUAAUUGUCAAUUUAGAGAUAUAUUGUGUUCAACUUAAUCAGCACUAUUAAAUGGAUCUUGUUUAUUGUAGAUACUUGUAUUAAAAUAGUAUUUGUACAUCAAAGGUAAGUAAAUUAUGGCAAGUAAAGUUUGGAAUAAACGGUUUUGGUAUGUAGAGUCUAAGAUUGUUAUUAUAACAGUGUUAAUUUGGUUGUACGUAAUUAUUGUGCUUAAUACAUUGUCUCAUCUUUCUAUCCCUUUCCACAUGGAAGAUUGUGAAAAGGAUAGCUAUAUUUUAAAUCCUGUCAGUUUAGAUAUUUCCACACCUAUUUUUUGUAAGUACCUAAACCAGAUUUUUUAGAUGAUGUGCUAGUUAGUAUACAGGGCACUGGGGAGUACAUUGCAAUUCUCUAAACAUUGACAGGUCAAAAAAUAGACCUGACCAGUAUACUUAUGAUGACGACACGACAUAUAUCGAACCAAGGGAAAGACAAAUGCCGAGCAAAAGCGGCGGAAUUGUAAAUUCCUCUUUCCUCAGACAGACAGAGAGAGCCAUAUUUUAGAUUCUUUGUAAGUGUGUAUUAUAAACCUACAGAAAUAGAAAGCACUUUGUCGGAUAGCGUUGCACUCUUUGAUUGAAACACAUGGUUUGCUAGUAGAAGAAAUUAGUUCUAUUUUUUUCUGCAACAUUUUUUUAUUUUCUGAUUGGGCUAUAAAGUAAAAUAUAAUGCCAGUUUUACACUCUGUCCCAAGAUUCCUCGGCGAGAAUGUAGAGUUUACACAUUAAUCGUAAUGUUGUUUCGCCAAAUGACACAUUUUAUUUAUUGAUUAUUAUUUUUUUUAUUUUUACUUGGAAUAGUUAAUUAUGCACUAAUUGUUAACAAUUUACACACUGGUAUUGAAAUGCUAAGUUAAAAUAAUGUACAUAAUAUAUAUACUGCCGAAACUUAUAAUUAAUGGAAACCAAAUUCUCAAGGUUUCGAUUUAAGAAAACACUUAUUUUAGAAGAAAUCAAAAAAUAGUUGAAGCAUUAAAAUAUAAAGUCUACUAACAGCUAUUGAUAUUAUUCUUAGAUUAUGGAUUGUUGGAGUUAUUAUUUAUUUAUAAUUAAUUAUUAAUUAUUGUUCUCAAUAUGAUUAAGAUUGACGAUACUAAAGUGUUUUUCAGAUAGCAUCGGUACAGUGACAGUCGCCUGUGUGAGGUUCAUAAUACGUACUAUUAUUGUGAAUCGCGGCAAACUUUCAACAGUGAAACGAACUGUCAUCUGCACCAUCCUACAUGAAACGAACUGUAAAGUUCCCAACUGAAAAUACUGUGCAUCUUAGUAAGAUUCAAAUUAUUUUGAGUCGGGAUUUCUCAAUAAGGUGUCAGUUACGUAGGAUGAACGCACCAUAUAUAAUAAAAGCAUUUAAUAUCUAUCUUUAUUUGGAAUAAGCGCCUGCUAUAGCCAGACUUAUCUCAUUUUAUUCAAACUUUUUAUACAACACUUCACAGAACAUGCAAGAAUACGUUCUACAAAGUGCCGUUCUGUGACCACCAACCUGCUGGCCUAUUCACUGUUUAUUAUAACCAGUAAACAUCAAAUCAAUUGACAAAAUAUCAUCUACCUACUAUAAGAUAUCCACCAGUAAGCACUGGAUGACAUUAAUUGUUACAUAGAAUCUUAAUUUUCAACCGACUUCAAAAAAAGGAGAAUUGACAAUUUUGAUUUUUUUUCUUCAGAUUGGUCUCAUUUCAUUUUCAUGAAAAUCGGUUAUAAUCAAAAUAACUGAAAUACAUCUUUGAAGUCGGUUCAAUUUUUAUGUAAAAAAGAUGAUGUAUAUGUCAACUAGCAUUAUAUGUCAAAGAUAGUUUUUUUUUACCUAUACUAUACCUAUGAAAGGAGUGAGAAAGUACUGACAAAUUUUCAGCAUUUAUAAAAUGCGGUAUGUCUGGUUGUGCUGGCCUUCGUUCCAAUAGCAAAUCCAAGAUGUUAGCCACAGAAAUAUAUGUACAGACACAAAAUAUUUAUGUAUGUAAUGUAAUGUAAUUUAUACAAAAAAAAAUAUCGUUGGAUGCAUUCUCUAACUGUAAUAUAACUUAUAAACGAGAAUGAAAUUAUGUUCUUCCGUGGUAAUAUUCUUAAAAUAUUGAGCAACUUUGCGUCCUAUGGGCUAUGGCUGACAUUCUGACAAAUAAAAAAAAUGCGAUGGGCCUGAUCACCUUUAUGUACUGUAGUUUAGAAAGUGUUAUCGCCGCGUUGCAACGACUUCAGUGUGUUCGUGGCGUUCGAGCCGUCCACAUCUCUUUAUGUGUAAUUCUUUAUGGGUUUCUUGGGAUAGGCGGGGAGAGUGACUUGAGUGGCUAAAGGGGAGAAUUUGUAUAACAGUCAAAGGCGCCUUUAACCCUACACACAACGUUCACAAGUGCGUGACUUCACUCAAGGUCAUUCUCUGCCAUUCUAGGGUCUUAUUUUGGUUACAGUUUGAUUUGUUAAUUAAGUUGUCCUGACAAAUGUUCUGAAACAUACCUUUUUUCGAAAUUAGUUUUCUUAUUUUUGUAAUCACUUUUGAGUCUGCUGAAAAAAGAUAUUUCGACAAUAAUAAUAAUCAAUAUACCUACAAUUAAUAUAAUUAUGUUUAUAUUUAGUUUCAUGUAAUGAUAAUAUUUAGUGUCAAGAUCCCUAACUUUCUUAUUCAAUCGGUGUCUGGACGAGAGACCUUGAAACGAUAGUUGAGGAUAUGUUUACACGCGGUUUUUCUUUUGUUUAUGUAUACAGUUUGACACUAGGUAACAUAGAUAACGUUUAUGUUUGGUGAGUUUUAUAAAUUAUGAAAAAUGUCUCAAUAGAACAUUAAUAAGCUAAAAAUCCGUUAGAGAUCCUCCAAAACUUGUAAAACACCAUUUGUAUACGUGUAUUAGGCAAAUAAAAUUUCAUUUCAUUUCAAAAAGCAACGGAUAGUGAUCCGAAUCUUUCUUCACCUUCGGAUAUCUGCGAAAAAUGCAAUAGACAUAAUAAUAUCAUACAAAAAUAUGCAUUUGAUCAUACGCGGUGUAUUGCCCUGCCGCGGCGCCACGUAACCGGAGACACCUAAAAUCGUGUAUUGUGCAACUUAUUGCACGAUGUUAUAAACGUCAAAAAGAUGGCAUCCAACUAUACCUGCCUGCACGUAGGACGCAAGUUUGCUCACCAUGGUCGAAGGUGUUGUAGUUUUCGCUGCAAAAACUCAACAUUAAAUCUUAAAUACUCAAUUACGCUGUAAUCACAAUUUUAUUCAAACUAUUUAGUUCGUAGAUGGCCCUAUAUAUAGAAUGAGAUAAUUGCAUACUUUUGUUGUACGCAAAUCUAAGUGAAAGCACAAAUAUUUACCUCGAUAUUUAAAGUUGUUGUAUAUCUAUUUAAACUAAUGACUCAAAUUGAUGAUACAUCUAACAUUAUAAAGCUCAAACUUACACAACUUAAAAACUUAAGUUAAACUUAAAAACACAACUUAAAAAAAAACGUGUAGUAGCCGAGUGAAGAGCCUAACGUAAUUGUCUACGGCCCGAAUUAAUAAACGGUCCUCAAUAUCGAGUUAUUGAGUUCAGUGUGCCCAGUGGGAGUUUUCAUACUGUUACUAUCGCGUUGACGUAAACGCAAAUUUAUAUGGAAUAGAAACAGUUGUGCAGUAGUGCCACUAGAUGGCGCUGUUUCAAUUCCUUAGAAAUUCGCGUUUACGUUAACGUGAUAGUAUCAGUAUCAAACUGCCACUAGGCCCUCAGUAACGUUUAUUCAUACGGGCCUACGUGUCGUCCAACUCUACGUGAAUGCAUUCCAAAACAUGUUAAGAGUGUGCAAUAUGUAAUUUGGUGGUUACAAAUGGUUCUGGAUCUCAGAUGCUGGAAAAGUUAGGAGCCUGAUAUUUGGGCAAAUGAUAUUUCAAAGUGUUAGGUUCGUUAUGACUAUACAAAAUACACAAUUUGUAAAACUUUUCUGGAUAGUUUAUUUUUUUGAAAAUUACAUAUUUUGCUCACAUUUUGCUUUCAAUCCCAGGAAAAGCAAACUUAUUUUGUUAAAUAUUAUAUUGUUUUGUAUAGAAAAUUAGGUAUAUAUCUUGAACAUGGCCAUUUUGUUUUUCGUUAUGUUGUUUAAUUUACUUGCAAUUAGGUAAAAAUGGUUUUGGCGCUCACUUCAUAAAAUUCGAGUCGCGCGUCAAUCGCUCCGUGCUUUUCACUCACGUGAAAGUCAUAAUUCAUAAAAUGUAUACUAUUUCAAACGGCGGCGCGGCGUCCCAAAUGGGUUAAAAUCCAGCAUUCCAGGCUAUUUGGAGCUUCCAAGACGUAGAUGACCUAAGGCAAACUAGGCACGACAACAGGGGCGCCAGAUAACAAAAGGGCGGAUACUAAAACCUUUAUAAGAAAGAAAUUAGGUAUAGUUUUAUGAUGGUCACAUGUAGGUUUUUUUUAAUUUGCCGUGUUUUUCAGAUCACACUUUCCUUUGCCAGAGUUUACUAGGUAGGUACUAGUUGAAAUUAAUAAUAUGACCGCUUGGAGACGCCGAUGAAAUGCUUGCAUAUGGCGAUAUCGUAGUUUAGGAAUCUAUCAGGUUUAUCGCAGUAAUAUUACAUCUGCCUUUUCAACUGGACACUAUUUACCUAUGAUAAACUUAGAUUUGCGUAUAACUGAAUAAAUGCUAAUAGAUAAUAUAUUAACAGGCACAAUUUUGUACAUUUUGUAAGUAAUGUUUGGUGCUAUAGUGGUUUUGUGGUGUACUUCUAUAAAUAAAUAAGUUGAAACAAA